AUGUCGUCAAGGAAUAUUCCUUCACCUUUACCACCGCAAUCUCCACCACCACAACAUUACGUCACGCCGCCUCUCACGGUGAUCCUCACCGUAGUCCUCCUCGUCUUCUUCUUCAUCGGUUUCUUCACUCUCUAUUUCUGCAAGUGUUUCCUCGACACCAUGAUGCAAGCCUGGCGUCUCCACCACGGCGGAGAAGCCGGAACAACCGAAAAUCCCAACCAGCCACCGGAAGCUCCACCUGAAAAUCCCGGCCUCGAACUUCGAAUCAUAAACUCGUUUCCCACUUUUCCUUACUCCUCCGUUAAAGAUCUCCGGGAAGAGAAAUACGGCCUCGAAUGCGCCAUCUGUCUACUCGAGUUCGACGGAGAUCACGUGCUACGUCUCUUGACCACGUGCUACCACGUGUUCCACCAAGAGUGCAUCGAUCUCUGGUUCGAGUCUCACAAAACUUGCCCCGUUUGUCGCCGCGAUCUUGACCCUCCUCCGCCGCAAGAAAACGCUCUCCCUAACGUCGACGAGAUGAUCAUCGACGUGAUUCAAGAAACCAGCGACGACGAUGACGAUCGACGUCAACGUCAUCAUCACCAGACAACAACACCGAUUGAUGCUUGGCCGUCUUCGAGCAGUUACGUAAACAACGAGAGAUCGAAAAAGGAACAAACUUUGCCGGAGAAGUUCUCGAGAUCGCAUUCCACGGGACAUUCAAUAGUGAGAAACAAACCGGAGGAAGAAGAUAAGUAUACGUUGAGAUUACCGGAACAUGUUAAGAUUAAGGUCACGAGAGGACAUAGCCAGACAGAGAGUUGUGUUACUUUUGCCGAACUUGUUAGGAACAGAGGAUAUGAUCAUCGCCGGUUUGGUGAGGUCUCCGAUCAAACAGCUGUUACACAAUCUAAAAAUUGA
Molecule: messenger RNA, 903 nt
Organism: Microthlaspi erraticum
Lineage: Eukaryota; Viridiplantae; Streptophyta; Magnoliopsida; Brassicales; Brassicaceae
Source: the annotation of a GenBank genome assembly